GCCCCCAUCUCCAUUCAUCCCUUCUUUCUUCUCUCUUCUUCGAUCGAUCCAAAUGGGAACCGAGGUUCUCCGUCCACGAGAUUGCUUGCCGCCGGUGACUCCCGCCGGAACCCUCUUCCAUCGCCGGAACCCUAACCCUAAGUCCUCCCGAAAGCCCUCAUGGUCCCCUCGUCCAGAUCCCAAGAAGCAACGAGAAGGUUCCCCAAAACCUUCAAAAUCCACCUCCUCGAGCCACAUCGUCGCUGGACACGUGACGAUCCUCCAGAGAGGUCAACCCCUUGACGCGUUCCGGCGGGCAGAUGACACCGUGUUCGGGAUCGGACGGCUGGGGCCCGAGCCAGAUCUGAUCCCGAGGACGGUCUGGAAAGAGGACCGGACGGCCGGGGAGAUCUACGCCGGCGCUGGCUUCUUAGUUUCAGCACCAGCUCCUAGCGCGCUUCCCCUGCCUAACUUCUCUACCAGACGGGUUGUGGCCGUUGACCAGACGGCAACCAGAGAUCUCCGGCGACUUCUCCGGCUGGACUGAAAACAAAAAAAAAGAAAAAGAAAAGGGGGUUUCUGUUUUCCUAGGGACCUAAUCAGAAUUUUCACGUCUGUUUUUGAGGAACGUGAAAAGUAGAUUAGGUAAUUUGAGGAGAAUAGAGGGGGUUACGUGAAAAAAAACAAGGGAUGAGGAAAGUGUUCUGGUGUAGCAUGUGAUGUCUAAUGAAUGUUGUGAAGCAGUUGAUCAAACUCUAGCUUUUUUUUUAA
Molecule: messenger RNA, 750 nt
Organism: Dioscorea cayenensis subsp. rotundata (Guinea yam)
Lineage: Eukaryota; Viridiplantae; Streptophyta; Magnoliopsida; Dioscoreales; Dioscoreaceae
Exons: 1
Coding region: 53-526 (157 amino acids)
Source: RefSeq, a predicted model, not a curated record